Molecule: messenger RNA, 7692 nt
Organism: Cyprinodon tularosa
Lineage: Eukaryota; Metazoa; Chordata; Actinopteri; Cyprinodontiformes; Cyprinodontidae
Gene: apc
Product: APC regulator of WNT signaling pathway
Biological process (GO): negative regulation of canonical Wnt signaling pathway; pattern specification process; regulation of cell differentiation
Cellular component (GO): cytoplasmic microtubule; catenin complex; beta-catenin destruction complex
Molecular function (GO): beta-catenin binding; gamma-catenin binding; microtubule binding
Source: RefSeq, a predicted model, not a curated record
AAACCACCCAGUCACACACACACACAGAAACAAGAUGGCGGAGCACAGCAGCAGCUGUGGCUCCACAACAAGCCGCUUUUGAUAAAACUUCACUAGACUUCGUUUUGCUCGUCCUCUCUGGUCCGGACCGGAUUCAUGAGUUCUCCGAACCGCCUCUGACGGUCCUUCCACCGGCUGGUUGUGUCUGCCCGCCGCCUGAAGCCCCAUCAGUGGGAAGGUCUGACGUCGGGCGUCCAGCAUGGCGGCAGCGUCUUACGAUCAGCUGCUGAGGCAGGUGGAAGUGUUGAAGAUGGAGAACUCCAACCUCAGACAGGAGCUGCAGGACAACUCCAACCACCUGACCAAGCUGGAGACGGAGGCGUCCAACAUGAAGGAAGUGCUGAAGCAGCUGCAGGGCACCAUAGAAGAAGAGUCCGGGGAGGCGCCCGGCUCUAGCCUGGAGCUCAUAGAACGGCUGAAAGAAAUGAGCCUGGACCCGGCCGGCUUCAAGACCAGGACCAGACCUCCUCUUCCGCCCUCGUCCUCCUCCAGCUCGGCCUCCUCUUCCUCUGGAACCCCGGCGGGAGCCGCGGGAGGCUCCGCGGCCCCGGGACCGCCAUCGGCUGCCUUCCCCCGGAGAGGCCUGCUGUCUGCGGGCAGAGAGAGCCACGACUGCUGCCUGGAGGAGCUGGAGAAGGAGAGGUCCCUCCUAUUGGCUGAGCUGGAGAAGGAGGAGAAGGAGAAAGACUGGUACUAUGCUCAGCUGCAGAAUCUCACCAAGAGGAUCGACAGUCUGCCUCUUACCGAGAAUUUCACUCUGCAGACGGAUAUGAGUCGCCGCCAGCUGGAGUUUGAGGCUCGUCAGAUCCGAUCGGCGAUGGAGGAGCAGCUGGGGUCGUGUCAGGAGAUGGAGAGGAGAGCUCAGGCUCGCGUGUCUCGUAUCCAGCAGAUCGAGAAAGACAUCCUGCGGCUGGGAGCCAGACUGCAGGUGGAGGGAGCUCAGAGUGCUGGGGACAGCAGCGGGUUGGCUGCAGCUCAGAGUUCCAGCAGCCGACUGGACCAGGACUCUGCCAGUGAGACCAGCUACUCUGUGCCUCGACGAAUCACCAGCCACCUGGGAACAAAGGUGGAGAUGGUGUACAGCCUGCUGUCCAUGCUGGGAACUCACGAUAAAGACGACAUGUCACGCACGCUGCUAGCCAUGUCCAGCUCGCAGGACUCCUGCAUCGCCAUGCGUCAGUCGGGCUGCCUGCCGUUGCUCAUCCAGCUGCUGCACGGCAAUGACAAGGACUCCCUGUUGCUAGGUAACUCCCGCGGCAGUAAGGAGGCCCGGGCGAGGGCAUCGGCCGCUCUGCACAACAUUGUGCACAGCCAGCCUGACGACAAGAGGGGGCGCAGGGAGAUCAGGGUGCUCCACCUGCUGGAGCAGGUGCGCCACUACUGCGAGGCGUGCUGGAGCUGGCAGGAGAACCACGAGAGGGGCGUCGACCAGGAGGACAACCCCAUGCCGUCUCCUGUGGAGCAUCAGAUCUGUCCGGCUGUCUGCGUCCUCAUGAAGCUGUCCUUCGACGAGGAGCACCGCCACGCCAUGAACGAGCUGGGAGGUCUGCAGGCAGUGGCAGAGCUGCUGCAGGUGGACUGUGAGAUGUUUGGGCUGAGCAGCGACCAUUACAGCGUCACGCUGCGAAGAUACGCCGGCAUGGCGCUCACCAACCUCACCUUUGGGGAUGUCGCCAAUAAGGCUACGCUCUGCUCCAUGAAAGGCUGCAUGAGAGCCAUGGUGGCUCAGCUCAAGUCUGAGAGCGAGGACCUGCAGCAGGUGAUAGCCAGCGUCCUGAGGAAUCUGUCAUGGCGUGCCGACGUCAACAGCAAGAAGACGCUGCGCGAGGUCGGCAGCGUGCGAGCGCUGAUGGGCUGUGCUCUCGAAGUGCAGAAGGAGUCCACGCUGAAGUCGGUGCUGAGCGCGCUCUGGAACCUUUCGGCUCACUGCACGGAGAACAAGGCGGACAUCUGCGCCGUGGAGGGCGCUCUGGCCUUUCUGGUCGGGACGCUGACGCAUCGCAGCCACACCAAUACGCUCGCCAUCAUUGAGAGCGGCGGGGGAAUCCUCCGGAACGUUUCCAGCCUCAUCGCCACUAACGAGGCGCACAGGCAGAUCCUGCGGGAACAUGGCUGCCUCCCGACGCUGCUGCAGCACCUGAAGUCUCACAGUCUGACCAUCGUGUCCAACGCCUGCGGGACGCUGUGGAACCUGUCGGCCAGAGACGCCAAAGACCAGGAGACGCUGUGGGAGCUGGGAGCGGUGGGAAUGCUGCGCAAUCUGAUCCACUCCCGACACAAGAUGAUCGCCAUGGGCAGCGCCGCCGCCCUGCGUAACCUGAUGGCCAACCGUCCAGCCCGCUACAAAGACGCUAGCGUUGUGUCGCCAGGAGCUGGCGCCCCGUCGCUGCACGCCCGGAAGCAGAAGGCGUUAUUCGAGGAGCUGGAUGCACAGCAGCUGUCGGAAACCUUCGACAACAUCGACAACCUGAGUCCCAAGGCGGCAAACAGGAAGGGGCGGAGCUGCAACGGCGCCGGAGCCGCAGGUGGUCACGCUGCCCGCUCCUACACCAACACGCCUGUGUUGUCGAGCCCAAAGAGCGGCGACGGAUCCAAAAGGACAAGCGAGGAGGCGGCGUACGCCCGGUCUGUGUUCCCGCCCAGCGUACGCGCCUCCAGCGACUCGCUGAACAGCGUGACCAGCACCGACGGCUACGGCAACCGCGGCAAAACCAAGCCCUCCUCAAACCCCUUCUACUCCUCGGAGGAGAGCGGUGCCAACAAGUGUUGCGUCUACAGGAAGUACCCCGCCGACCUGGCACAUAAAAUCCGCAGCGCCAACCACAUGGCCGACGACGACGGGGCGGAGCUGGACACGCCCAUCAACUACAGCCUGAAGUACUCUGACGAGCAGCUGAACUCUGGGAGACAGAGCCCGAGCCAAGAUGGAGACCAAGAGCAGGACGUCAGGCUGCGGAGGAACGACGGCGGCGAUACGGGUCACGGCGGCAGCCGCCUGGCGUCUGGACAGUCGCAGCGCUACGUCGUUUCAGGGACGUCGAGCUACGCUGCCGACUCCACUCCUGAGCAACCCAUCGACUACAGCCUGAAGUACGGCGCCGACUCUGCUCGCAAACCUCUCUUCAAGCAGGAUGAGACGGCCAUCCCUUCUCUGGCUCCUCCCACUUCCUCCACCACCAACAAGCUCCGCCCCCUGCCUCCUGCAAACUCCCGCACAGUGACAAAGAGUAACCAGGAGUCCACACAGACAUACUGCGUGGAGGACACGCCCAUCUGCUUCUCCAGGGGCAGCUCGCUGUCCUCGCUGUCCUCAGAGGAGGACGAGGACGCCGACGUCAUCACGAGGAAGACCAAAGGCGGCGGCGGCGGAAACGAGUACCCGACGCUUCCUGUCGGCGAAAAAGAUUCUCAUGAGCAGCAGCAGCAACGGCGUCAGCAGAAAGAGGCGGAAAGCCAGACGUCUGCCGCUCCGUCGACACGAGGGCGGAGAGGUCACCACCACCACCACGGACACCAUCAUCACCACCAUGCGACGUCCUCGUCGUCAGGCGCCAGGACGCCAAAGAGCCCCCCGGAGCCGCCGUAUGCCCAGGAAACGCCGCUGAUGUUCAGCCGCUGCACAUCAGUCAGCUCCCUGGACAGCUUCUCCACCUCCUCCAUCGCCAGCUCCGUGCGCUCCAGCGAGCCGUGCAGCGGCAUGCCAAGUGGCGUGGUCAGCCCCAGUGACCUCCCGGACAGCCCCGGGCAGACCAUGCCCCCGAGCCGCGCCAAGACGCCGCCGCCGCCGCUGCCGGCGGAGAAAAACAAGCAGGAGGAAAAUGUCAAGAAGGAGGAGGAGAGCAGCGUGGACGUCCUGCUGCACUUCGCCACAGAGAGCACGCCGCACGGCUUCUCCCGCGCCUCCAGUCUGAGCGCGCUCAGCCUGGAUGAGCCGUACAUCGCAGCGAAUAUAAAGAAGGCGGAGCAGCAGGAGGAAGCGGGCAAGGAGGCGAAGGAGGAGCCUCUGAAACAGAUCCUGGACGAAUCCGACGACGACAACGAGAUCUUGGUGGCGUGCAUCAAUAUGGCCAUGCCCAAGUCGUCCCAGAAACCAAAGAAACCGCAGCCCGCGGCGCCACGGAAACCCAGCCAGCUUCCUGUAUACAAGCUCCUCCCUCCACAGAGCCGAGCCCUGCCCAAUCAGAGAAAGGACGCUCCACCCCCGCCCGAGGAGGUGCCUAGAGUUUACUGCGAGGAGGGAACGCCGCUCAACUUCUCUACCGCGACCUCGCUCAGCGACCUGACCAUAGAUUCCCCGCCCAAUGAGGAGGUAGCCCCGCCUCCCGCCGCCCCGAGAACAAGAGCCGGGGUCCCAGAGGGGGAGAACGGCGACGACAUCUUAGCAGAAUGCAUCAGCGCCGCCAUGCCUAAAGCCAAACCCAGGAAACCCGUCAGAGCUGCCGAAAGCAACGAGGUCUUUCAGGCCACACCCCUUCUUCCCACAGCGUCUGCGCCGCCACCACCGCCUCUCUGCCAGCCACAGCUGAAGAAGAAACCCACCUCCCCCGUGAAGCCCAUGCCUCAGCGGGCGCCGUACAGCGUCCCCACCGCAGCCGCCGCCAAACCAAAACCAGGAUUUGCCUUCGAUUCACCGCGCCACUACACCCCCAUCGAGGGAACGCCGUGCUGCUUCUCCCGUAACGACUCUUUGAGCUCCCUGGACUUCGACGAGGACGAGGCCGUAGAAAAGGAGGGAGAGGACAGGAAGAGCAAAGAGGAAGAAAACAGGAAAAGGAAGCAGCAGACGGCCGCCGUCUUCCCUCGAACCAAAGCCGCAGCCGGUCAGAUGGUCACGGACGAGAAGCAGAAGUUCGCCAUCGAAGACACGCCCGUCUGCUUCUCCAGAAACCCCUCGCUGAGCUCGCUGAGCGACAUCGACCAGGAGAACAACAACAAGGAGUUCGCACCUCCCCCGCAGCAGGAGGAGGAGGAGGAGGCGGAGCCUGAAAGGGGAGAGGCAGCAGCGAAACCUCUCCCCCCUACGGAGGUGGAGUCCAAGCCCCGCCCCCCUGCAGCCAGCGGUUACGCUCCUAAAGCGUUCCACGUGGAGGACACCCCGGUCUGUUUCUCCAGGAACUCCUCACUCAGCUCCCUCAGCAUCGACUCUGAGGACGACCUCCUGCAGGAAUGCAUCAGCUCCGCCAUGCCCAAGAAGAAGAAGAAGUCCGCCGCACUUCCUGCACCCGCUGCCAUCGCUACGCCGGCUCCUCCCUCCAAGGCCGACGAAGGCAUUCUGGCCGAGGAGGAGCCCUCAGAGGCACCGAGAAGCCCCACCUCCCCUGACUCAGAGUCCUUUGACUGGAAGGCCAUCCAGGAAGGCGCCAACUCUAUAGUCAGCAGCCUGAACGCCGCCGCUGCCUCGUCCCUGUCUCGCCAGCCGUCAUCGGACUCUGACUCCGUUCUCUCCCUGAAGUCUGUCGGUUCCCCCUUCCACCUGCCGAGGGCCAAUAAGAACGCUGAUGAGGAGGAGGAGGAGGAGGCGCUGCAGGUGAAGCGAGGCGCCCGCAUCCUAAAGCCAGGCGAGCGCAGCACGCUGGAGGCCAAGAAGAAGGAGGAGGAGGACGAGGAGGAGGCGAGGGCGUUGAGGGGCGGGAAGAAGGUGUACAGGAGUUUGAUCACAGGUAAACCCAGGGCAGAGCCGGCGGCCAGGGGGCGGAGCAAACCGAGAGCGGCAGCUGUGGCCAAACCUCCAGGAGGCAGCGACAGCGCCGAGAGAGGAGGUGGGUCUUCCCGGGACUCCACCCCCUCUCGGUCAACCGCAGCAGCCAAUCAGAAAGCAGGGAAGCUGUCCCAGCUGCCACGAACCGCGUCUCCAGGAAGUGCCUCGUCAACGUCUUCCUCUAGAGCAGCCAAACAGGGCGCCCCAAAGAGCGCCGGCAUCCCGAGAAGCGACUCGGCCUCCAAGCUCAGCAGCUCCGCCUCCACCAAGAAGCAGAAGGCGGAGCCUGAGAAGCCGGCUCUCGUCCGACAGUCGACCUUCAUCAAAGAGGCUCCGAGUCCCACACUGAAGAGGAAACUAGAGGAGUCGUCCUCAGCAGUGCCGGCGUUGGAGUCGCCAUCCAGCCCUGAAACUCUGCUUCCUCCCGCCGCCAGAAAAGAUGUCAACCGCUCACAGUCAGAGAGUCCGUCACGCCAACAGGACGCCGGCUCAUCGCGCCUGAGCCGCACCGGCACCUGGAAGAGGGAAACCAGCAGCGCCGGCACAGGAGCGAGCGGCGGGAAGCACUCCACCUCUUUACCUCGGGUUGGCACGUGGAAGAGGACGGGCAGCUCGUCGUCGGUGCUGUCGGCGUCAUCAGAGUCCAGUGAGAAGGGGCGAAGCGAGGACGGUACCAGCAGGUCCAAAGGGACAUGGCGGAAGGCCAAGAGCAACGUCGGCGACUCGGCGGCGGCCAAAUCAGAGGAUGUUUGGGUUCGCCUGGAGGACUGUCCCGUUAACAACCCCCGCUCGCCGUCCUCCUGCUCGUCCCGCUCCCCCACCACCGCCAACGCCCCACCGGUCAUCGACAGCCCCGCCCCCUCAAAGAACCCCUCCUCUUCAUCCUCCUCAUCCUCUAACCUCAAUCUCCGGCGGAGCUGUGAGAGUUUGGACGACCAGCCUCCGCCGCCGCCCGACCGCCAGCAGCAGCAGCGUAGUCAGCAGCGCAGCGGCGCCGUGGCGGCUCGAGUCAGUCCCUUCAACUACACGCCCAGCCCGAGGAAGAGCAGCACAGAAAUAAGCUCCGCCCCCACACAGCCAACCAGCAGCACGUCCACCACCCCCACGCGGCCGUCUCUCAUCCCCACCCCAGUAACCAAGAAGCGCGAGCCGAAGGGCGGAGACGGAGGCGGCGGCGGCGGAGAGCGCGGCUCCUACAUCGUCACGUCCGUGUAAAUCCACGACAGAAAUCGAGUUUGGGAGCGGAAACAGAAUAGGAAGUGAUUCAGUGUUUUAGCUCCGCCCCCAUCCUUCUGCUGCUUGAUUAGCUCCUCCCACCUGCCUGGGAGGAAACUUAAACUUUAUAUGUUUUUAUACCACUAAUGAUCCGUAGCGCUUAGCUCCGCCCCCUGUUCUUCCCUGCAUGGUCCCGCCCCUUCAUAACAAUGUUACCAUGGUGACCCGGAGACGAUGAUGUUGAUGAUGUUUCUGAUAGCUUUAGCAUCUGGAAGAUCUGCUGUUUUUAUAAAUGGUUUGGUUCUGAACAAAGUUCUGAUGCUGCGAGUCGGUCCAAUCGGCUGAUCCGAUGUUAGAAUGCGAUCCAUGAUCAGAAACCAGAACCGGUCCUGAACAUUUGAACUAAUCUGAUGUCAGAUUAUUAACUAACUAACCUGUUCUGGGCUCAGGUUCUGGGUUCUUUCUUCUCUUUGAAUAACAGAACCAGUUUCCUCAGCAAGCCCGGCUCUGUUCAGAACCGCCGUCUGAUAUUUCCCGUUCUGUCGCCUUGGAAACGAGUAACACUGUAAAGCGUAAAUUAUUGCUGUAAACCUGCAGGCAUUUGGAUUCUGAAGCACAUAUUUAACAUAUUUUUGCUUGAAUGCUGAUUUUCACUGAUUCCUGCCGAAGGAAAAAAAGACUCUAAAGCAAAAACCUUCAUGUUUAACUGAAGAUGAUCAAUAAAGUUCAACACAAGCUGC